Ostrea edulis (European flat oyster) is the source of this 926-nucleotide messenger RNA. RefSeq names its product multiple epidermal growth factor-like domains protein 6. The record is from RefSeq and is a predicted model, not a curated record. The transcript has 4 exons. Bases 103 to 489 code for a protein of 128 amino acids. NCBI's taxonomy places the organism in Eukaryota, Metazoa, Mollusca, Bivalvia, Ostreida, Ostreidae.
UGAAAAUAAAUAAAUAAUAAAUUAACAUUCGGAAAUAUUUCAUUUUUCAGGAGAGCUUUUGAUACUUGUAUUGGCAAUGUAGUUUUUAUAUUUUGCAUUAUAAUGCGUUGUAAGUAUACUUUGGUGUGGCUGUUGAAUGGUUUAUUUGUGAUAUCAGAUGCUCAGACAGAGAUUCCUGGACUCUGUUCAAGUGAAGGUGAAACUCUACAAUGUUGUCUAAAUUACAAACUACGUGGUGAUUCAUGUGAAGAAUGUUGGCCAGGCACCUUUGGCAUAGAUUGUAAGAAGGACUGUCCUGACGGGUUCUAUGGACGUUUUUGUAUAGAAGUCUGUAAUUGUUCUUCGUGUGACAAGGUCUCUGGAUGUCAGCCGAAUUCAACUCAGACUGAUGCUAAGGAUAUUAAUAGGGGCGUGGUUAUUGCUUCAUCACUGACAGGAAGUCUGAGUUUCAUAAUAAUAGUUAUCGUAAUCUACCGCAAACAGAGGUAAAAUAUAGAUACUUCAUGAGGCAUUGGAUGAGACCUUCUGAAUCAUUUGAUAAAAUACGCUAAUUUUGUGGUUUCUGAAAAGAAUUUUUAUUUUUUUUUGCGGAAAUAUCAAUGAUUUCUAUACUUUUUAAUAGCAUAUAAAAUAUCAUGAAGACUAUCUUGUGAUGCUAAUAAUGUUUUCCGAAGAAUUCACAAGUAUUUCUAUAUUGUUUAAAACGCCAUUCAUUAAAUUAUUUCAAGAUUCUUCCUUUUUCUUUCGAAUUGUCGGUUCUUCCUAUCAUAAAGAUUAACAAUAGUCUUAUCUUAUAUCACAGCAGAAACAGAAUCUUGAUAAGUCCAGACUCAUCGAUUCAAAAAGGUGAUCCUAACGUAUAUUUUGUAUCAAAGAUUUUUUAAAGAAGAUGCAUACGAUAGAAUGAAAUUUCUGUUUUUCUAGAA